AUGGCUGAUCAUCCUCUUGUUCUGCAGAUACAUCCACCACUACCGCACCUUCAGCGCUCCUCGAGCACGGAGCUGGGUUCAGAACUAGCAAAUUCAUCAUCAACACCACCACCAGCAAACCCCAUGGCAACAAAUCCUGAACAGUUUGUGUUGCAAAUUGGACAAUCAUCAAGAGCGCCACCACAGCAUGAAGGUAUUUUAAACCUCAAGGUAGUUAAGCCAAUUUUGCUACACAUAAACUCCUUAACACCAUCACCAAACCCACCACCACCAAAGCCAGAAAACCAAAACCAUGAUCUCCCUGCACCAUCUGAUGAUCAGAAACAGCAACUUAAUGCUACAACACAGUCAAACCCAGCUGUUGAUAAAAUGAAGAUUAAUAAGAACCAAAAAUUAAGUACUGCAGGAAACCUUGCAAACCUUUUACCCACUGGCACAGUUCUUGCCUUCCAAGCCCUCACACCUUCUAUUUCCUACAACGGCCGAUGCCACACGUUCAACAAGUACCUUGUGGCACUUGUCAUACUAGCUUGUUCUGUCAUAUGUUUUGUGUCAUCCUUCACUGAUAGCCUGCCAUGGGAAGGCAAAGUUUAUUACGGCGUCGCCACAUCCGAGGGUCUUCGUGUUUUGAACGAUGACGAUCACGAGAUUGAUAAAAACGAGGACAUUCGGCAGGAGUUGAAGAAGUUGCGCGUCAAACCAAAAGACUUUAUUCAUGCGUUUGCGUCGGUGUUUGUGUUCUUGAUCUUUGCUUUUAGCAGCUCAGAAGUGCAAGGCUGCUACUUUCCUAAAUCAAGAGAGUUGGAGUAUUCACUCGUCAUAUAUUUACCUUUAGUGGUUGGCCUUUUCUCAAGUUUCUUGUUCUCCAUUUUUCCGACUAAACGCAGAGGGAUUGGCUGUGUAUGA
Molecule: messenger RNA, 906 nt
Organism: Prunus persica (peach)
Lineage: Eukaryota; Viridiplantae; Streptophyta; Magnoliopsida; Rosales; Rosaceae
Exons: 1
Coding region: 1-906 (301 amino acids)
Biological process (GO): endomembrane system organization
Source: RefSeq, a predicted model, not a curated record